AUGAAGGAGAAUAGCUAUCAUUUAGAGGGCAUUCAGUCCUAUAUCCCAUCUAAGCAGUCACAUGCUUAAAAUCACAGCUUUGCUCAGGGUUCGUUUUCAGUCCUUAGAGAUUCCUCUAACUUCAAUUUCUCUUCAAAGGAAGCAUCAUUGGUGAAAUCGCCAGAAUUCAAUCGAGAUGGAAGCAAGUCAGGAACUUUCAGCAAGGAUAACAGUGUCUACGAUACUAUCAAGAAUACUUCAAGUGUCUUACUAGAUUCUAACUAAUAGUAAAACUUCUCAAUUCAAAGUAGUAUUAUGAAUGCCUAGAAUCCUGAUGUAAUGGCUGAAAACCAAAGACUCAAAAGCUAAAUAGAGUUCCUAAAGCAAGCACUGAUGGCAAUCAAGCAAGAAAACAAUAUAGAGAUACCUAGUUUCAUGAUUGAUGAACCCCAGAACCCACUUCUGUCUCCUCAUUCUACACAAAAUGACGUGAUCUAAGAUGAGUAGGAACUCAAGCAAUAACAAAUAAUGCAGUCAAGUACAACAUCAUCAAACCUGACUAACUUGAUCCAAGAUAAGCAGAUGUAAAAAUACGAUUCAAUUCAAACGCCUCAGCAGCAAUCUUUUAGACAACCCUCUACCAGAAGACGAAAGCGAUCUGACAGAAAAUCCUUACUUAACAAUAGCUCAAUGUGCUUUAACAAUAACCUUGCUUCACCCUCUCCUCUCAGACAACAAGAAUUUACCUUAAGCUUUUCUAAGGAUGAACUGCCUCUGUAGAUUCAAAGCCGAAAAGGAUUCAAUAAGAAUCCAAUUAAUGAAGAAUCAAAGCUUUCAGACUCACUUUUGAUAGAUUAGAGUAGCAUAAACAUGCUAGAUAUCUCAAAUAUGAUAAAAAAUGAUUCGUAAAACAUCAUUGAGAAUGGCCAUUCAAGAUAGGAUUCUUAUGAAUAAUAGAUGGAUAAGCAAAGCUAGAUUCAAUAGAAAUAUGAGAAACUAAUUCAAGAAUUAUCCAAUGAAAGCUUACAAUAUCAACUUGAGAAAGCAUCGAAUGUCUCAGUCAAGUCAAGUAUUCAAACUAAAAGCUAAAAUAGACACUAGCUAAGCACUCAGCUUCAUCCUAUUUUAGAGUUAGAAUCAAAACUCGAGCAAAUAAAUCAAGAAGAAAAAAAAAUGCUUCAAAUGAUCACAAAUAAGUAGCAGCCUUAUUAGCAAAAAUAAGCCUAGACAUCUAAAAAUGCAAAUAAUGUGAUUAAAGAAUUUUCCAUUAAUUCUAAGGCAACUAAGAAAGAACAUUAAAAAGUUAGUAAAAUUAUCAAUGCUUCUUUUAAUAAUGGGCUAAAGACCUAGCAGUCUCAAAAGGAAAACUACAAGAUCCCUGAUAAGAUCAAGCAUCCCAAGCAGAGUCAAAGACUUACUACUGCAUGUAAUAAUUCCUAGCUUAGCAAGAAACCCAAAGUUAAAAUUGAGAAUAGCUCUGCAAUAAUCAGUGAAAUACAGAAGGUGAAAAUGUUUAGUGAGCAGAACAGCAGCAUUAUAAAUAACGAAUCCUGUCAAGAACCAGUUAAUAUAGAAAUAUAAGAUGAUUCAAUGAAGUUAAUCGAUCAAAUGGUGACUUAAUUUGAGAAUAAGUAUAAGGAUCUCACACCUCUCAGGAAAAAUCAGUCAAAAUAAUAAAGCAGAAAUCUUAAUAGUGCUAUAUCUGGCAGUAUGAAUACAGGUUCCUCUAUUAGCUAUACAAAUAAUAAUCAAUCAAUAUGUGCUCCAUUCAAUGAAAAGGACGAGAAACAAUUUGGCAGAUACAGUAUUGAAGAAAUAGAAUCUAGAAAGGAUCAAAGGCUAUAAAGUAUCUAAAGAGCAGAGGAGGUUCUAAAGGAACUCUUAAAAGAUGAAAAAUAUACUCCAAGAUAAGCAUCUUCAAUGAUUUUUAGUCAAAAGAGAACUUUUCAUCAAAAAUAAGAGAGUGAGGAAUUCAGUUUGGGAAAUAUUUCACAUCAUUUCAGUUAAAAAUCUGAAAUGGUAGGGUAGAGUUAGACCUAUGAAAGAGAAAAUAGGCAAUUGAAUAAUAAAUCUGUAAUCAUUUAGUCCUAAAAGUAGCACAGUAAUUUUUAGCCUUAAGCCUAACAUGUUAAAAUCACCCAGCCAUACGUUGAUCAUGCUUAGCCCAAAAAUCAACCUAAGAAAUCAUAGAGUAAAUCAAUUAUUAGAAAGGUAACAGGUUAGAAAAAUAUAGUUCCUACUUCAGAGACACUUAAUGACUAGUUCAAGCCUUAGAUCAUUAGAAAUGAUAGAAAUAAAUCAUUCGUUGAUCCUGAGUUGCUCUAUGAACAGAAAAAUAAAUCAGUGGAGAAGAGAAGACAGCGCAUCAUCUAAUAAAAGCAUGAAGAAUCUUUGAAAAAGCUUGAACUUAAAUACCAAAAGAUUGAUGAGCUCAGAGCAAGCAGGAAUACUAUGGUAUAGCCAGGUUAGAACAUAAGCAAGCAUUAUUCUAAUAACAAAAACAAAUCAUUAGAAAAUCCUAGUAGAUGCAACUUCAAAGAUACAGGCAGCAGGGACAUGACCCCACUCAGGAAACAGAAAUCCAUGAAUGAGUUCUAGAGCAUUACACCAACUAGAAUGAAUCUAUAGCUUAAUAAGCAAAAUCAUUUGGGGAAGUCAUUCCAAAAUCUAUUCUAGACACAUAAUAAUGCCAAUCAGCACUAGACUAUUUAACCUGAAUAUGAUAAUAACAGCUAUCUGAGAACUCCAAGCAGCAAUAAUUUGCAACUAUUAACUUAAAGAUAGAAUGCAUUUCCUUAGGGAUACAGCAGAUAGUUUAUUACAAUAAAUAAUCAUACAGUCCAUUAGGAAAUGUUUUCAAAGUCAACUGAAAAAUAACAGCAGUCAAGAGUUUAUGAAAACUACUAAACCAAUCUGACUCACAACUAGAACAGGCUUUCAGUUGAAUCUUCAUCCAUCACUAAUUUUAAGUCAAUUAUUAGCAAUAAAUAGAACCAAAAGCGCCAGAAAUCCAGUGAAAUUGUUAGCUGCAAGAUAUAAGGCUAAAAUGGCAAAAGCCUAAAGAAUUACAGAUAACUCAAAAAGCAACAUAAUAACAUGAAAUAGAAGGUGCAAUCAACCAUUUAAAUAUUGAAAUCUGAUAACAUUUAAUAGCAGAUAGCAACCUAAAUAUUAUAGUAGCCUUUCUAGAGUAGCAGAGACUCUAAUCAUGAGUAUACGAGUAGAUUAAAGAGCAAUCGAUCAGUUAGCAGAUCCCCUCUUAGGCUAGCACCCAAUGAAAGAAGGUUUAACGGAUCACAGUUGACAAGUUUGAUGAAUAUGAGCAAUGUGAAUAAGAGCACAGCAAGCAUUGGUGGGGGUGCUUCAGUUCAUUAAAAUUUCCACAAGAAAAAGAGCAGUAUUUAUGAUGACAGCAACCUUGACGAAUUUGAAGAUGAGGUAGAGCACUUCGAGUAUGAAUUAACAAAUGGCAAUUAGUAGGAAUUAUAGCAAUGUGGUAAUUGCGAGAGACUAAAAUCAAAAGGACUUUCAACCAAAUUCUGCCUUUAACAUGACCAUCAAUUAUGA
Stylonychia lemnae is the source of this 3546-nucleotide messenger RNA. NCBI's taxonomy places the organism in Eukaryota, Ciliophora, Spirotrichea, Sporadotrichida, Oxytrichidae. The record is from the annotation of a GenBank genome assembly.